This is a messenger RNA of Chrysochloris asiatica (Cape golden mole), 2346 nucleotides long. It is a transcript of the gene DTHD1, whose product is annotated as death domain containing 1. Gene Ontology annotation, biological process: signal transduction. Lineage: Eukaryota; Metazoa; Chordata; Mammalia; Afrosoricida; Chrysochloridae. The transcript has 9 exons. Gene Ontology annotation, molecular function: protein binding. The coding region runs from base 1 to 2346 and encodes 781 amino acids. The record is from RefSeq and is a predicted model, not a curated record.
AUGCACGAUGAAUGCACUCCACUACAAACAAUGUCGGUCAUUCAAGAUAUCAACACAACAGACAUUGCUGUACAAGGGGAGUUAAAUGCCAUGGAAGCAACAACUGUUUGCCCCACACAUGGGGAGGAAAGUCAUUACAUGAACCAAGGCCAGCUAAAAAAAAGUAACACUCAUCUGAGUUCAGCAUUCAUGGAAAAAGAAAAUAACACGUCAUUGAACGGAAAUGUAACAGGACAAGAAGAGUUACAGAACAAAAUGUGCCCAGACAAAGCAGAAAGUGAAGAUGAUAAACAAAUAUAUCCCAUGACUGCUGAGAACAUAAAUGGUAACAGAGCAGAGAUUUAUGACAUAACCCAAGCAACAGAAAGAGAAAUUCAAGAGAUCUCAGAAAACCAAAGAAAUGAGAUUAACACAUCCUCAAUAAUACAUGAUAGCAUCAAUAAAUAUGUGGAUAGCCUUCUUCCCAAUGAUUCACAGUGUGUAAAUGAAAAGAAAAACAUUAUGGAAAAGGAGUUUCUGGAUGUACUGAGUGAUGGAGCUGGACCUCAAGUGUCUUGCUAUAUUACAGCACCAUCAUAUGUUUUACAGCAUCUAGAAUGCCAAAUAACUAAUAACAUGAGUUCUUUAAUAGUGAGUGAUAAUGAAGAGUUGGUCAGCAAUAUCAUCACUAUUGAAUUCUCAGAUCAGAAAAAGAGAAUCCCAUUUCCAAUAUGCAUUGCAAUUCCAUUUACUGCACGUUACAAGGGAAACUACAAAGAUGUCAUGGUGAAAGUGUCAGACUUAAGCCUUCAAUCAAGUUACCUAACCCCAAAUUCACUAGAAGGACAAAGAGGAAGUUAUAAGGGGACCUGUGCUGAGGUGAAAGUUUACAAGUUGGGUAUCUUUUCUGUUGUGUCUUGUUUAAAGAAAGAGUCCUUCACAGUAACAAAGAAAGGCCUUACUUUGAAGCCAAGCAUGGAUUCCCGGAUAUCCUUAAAUUACCCUCCUGGUGUUUUCAGCUCACCAGUACUUGUACAAUUAAAGAUCCAACCAGUUGACCCUUCUCUGGUGGCUUAUUUAAAAACAAAGCAAGAUACUUCCUACUCAGUAGUAUCUACAAGUCCUCUGAUACAUAUUCAGCACCCAUCAACACAUCCAUUUCAGAAACCAAUCACUGUAUUCCUACCCUGCUCUCCACACAGUGAUAAAAAGACUUUAGGGUCUGAGAUAGGUCACAGAAGUACAACUAGUGUUACAACCAACCGGAUUGUUCCUUUAUACUUCAACCGGACAAAAUGUGUUUCUCUAAGAAAGCCUGGGAGCAAUGCCUGUGAAUCUUUGAAAUUACUAGGAUUCAGAAGUCAAGAUGGUGGUUGGUUUGGGCUUGAUGAUGUUGUGGUGAGAACAACGCAGAGUGGCUUGGUAUCAUUUGAAUUGUUUCAACAUUUAGAGAGGUUUAUCGUGCUUCACCUCUCUUCCAUUGUGGACAACAGUCAUUUGGUGUCUUUUGUGAAAUCUUUAGAGGAAGCCACUCUCAGCACUACAGUCUGCUUAGUACUGAAUCACCAGAAAGACAAUCCACAGAUAGCAGUGAUUUCAGUGGUUCCUUAUAAAGAUUUAAACCAAGAGCUUCAGAACUUGCGCUUGGGUGGGUUCAGUGGUCCCCCAGAACCAUCUCGCCGUUUCCAGUUAAGAGAAGGAGAACAACUUCUUUUAAGGUUUACUGGAAACAUAUUCGCUUCAAGCAAUGGAAAGGAUUAUGGAAAAGACUACAAGCUUGUUUUUCACUUACAAAGAAAACCCAGACUGGAACUCCAACUCAAAGAAGUCGAUGAAUUUGGGAACUAUAGCUGCUCUCAUUAUAAGGGCACUAUUGAAGUUUUUAAAGUGCCUAAAGAAAAGAUAGUCCCUAACUUGGAAAUAUCUCUUAUAACUAAUGAAACUCAUUAUCAGUUGCCAAUUUUAAAAUUACCAUUGAUCUUGCCAAAGCAUGAAAAAUUAAUCAAUCGUCCACAGAGUACCAAAAGAAUUUCUGCAGAUCCUCUAGAAGCCCUUUGGGAUAACUUGUUGUACUGGCUGGCAGAGGAGCUCUCAGAAGACAACGUGGUGUCUUUGUCCUCAUCACUCCCUCUGCGCCGCAGCAUCAUUCAGCUCAUCAAACUCAAGAGCCCUGAGAAUCUCACAGAACAGAUCCAUGAACUUCUUAGCUUCUGGAAGAAAUCACUCCCAACUUCUACUGAUAAACUUCGCCUUUUGGCUCGUCAUCUCCGCAAGAUUGGCAGAGGUGACCUUUCAGAAGAGCUCAAAUUCAAGUGGGAAAAUAAAGUGUUCACAGAACAUCAGCAGUGGUUUGAAAUGGCAGAGUAA